UUCGCUGGCAUCUGAGGAGCUGUGCAUCGCCCACAGCGAGAGAAUCAAACUCUUCUGCUUGGAGGACAGGGAGCCAAUGUGCCUGGUGUGCUGGACAUCAAUGAAGCACAGACGGCACAAGUGCUGCCCGACAGAAGAAGCAGCCUCUGAUUACAGAGAGCAGCUCAAGACCACACUGAACAGCCUAGAAGAAAGGCUAAACGGGUUAAACAACUUAAAACGAGACUGCAACCACAUAGCUACACACAUAAAGUGUCAGGCAUACAACACAAGACGGCACAUUCAGAAAGAGUUUGAGAUGCUCCAUCAGUUUCUCCAAAAGGAAGAGGAGGCCAGGAUGGCUGCUCUCGAAGAAGAAGCAGGACAGAAGAGCAGCGCCAUCAGUGCAAUAACGGUGAGCAUCAGCGCAACGAUGUCCACUCUCUCCCACACAAUCAGAGCCAUAGAGGAGGCAGUGGAGUUGGCAGACGUCCCCCUCUUACAAAAUGUUAAGUCUACUAUUGAAAGGGUGCAGUGUAUGCCAAAGGAUCCAGAUAAUCCCACAGGAUCUCUGAUAGAUGUGGCACAACACGUGGGCAACCUGAAGUUCAGAGUCUGGGAGAAGAUGCAGGACAUUGUUGUGUACACGCCGGUGGUGCUGGACCCCAACACAUCUCAGGCAAAGCUCCGCCUGUGUGAAGACCUAACCAGCGUGCUCAACAGUGCGGAGAAGCUCCGCGUCCCCUACAACCCUGAGAGGUUUGACUACUACCCCUGCGUGCUGGGCUCCCGGAGCCUCACCGCGGGCCUCCACUGCUGGGACGUGGAGGUCGGGGACAGCACGCUCUGGAGUGUGGGCGUCACCGCCGUCUCCAACCACAGGAAGGGCGACGCUUUCUUUAACGGAGACACCUGGCACGUGAGGUACCUGAAUGGAGAGUACACGGGCCACAGCCCUGCGGAGAAUCGGGGUCCCCUGGUGGCGGAGAGCCUGCGGGUCCUAAGGGUGCGGCUGGACUUGGAUGGGGGAGAGGUGUCAUUUUCUGAGCCAUUAGCAGAAAACUCCCUGUGCAGUUUUAGACAUGUUUUUACAGAGGGUGUCCUCCCUUUUCUGUAUAAUUACUGUGUGGUCUCACCUCUGAAGAUCGUACCAGUGAAAAACUCAGAACAUAAAAGUUAGGGCCAAUGAUGUGAUGUAUGGUACCAUUAUAUGGAAUACUGUCUUUGUGUGUGUGUUGUGUUAUGUUGCAUUGUGCAUGUAUGUGAUUUUCACACUGAGCAUCUUCAAUUGCCCAAAGUAUAUUAUUCAGUGCAACUUCUAUUGCACUAGACCAGGGGUUUUCAACCAGUGGUCUGCGGCCCACUUGUGGUCCGUGAGGACAUUGCUGGUGGUCCCUGACCAUGGAUUCAGUAAUGUAGUUGCAAUGAAGAAAUCAGUAUUUUUAUUCACUGGUGAUCCUGGGGUUACGUAAUUAGUCAAAAUGGUGGUCCCUGGUCGACAAUCAGUUGAAAAACCCAGACGAUGAUAUCCAUGCUGCUGAUUUCCUCAGAUUAACUUUUAUCUUUGGUAUGUGCAUACCAAAAACAAACAGAAGGCUGCAACUAAACUAACUGAAGCACUGGUCCAUGUUUCUUACUGGCUAAAAUGGUCAUAUCUACAUCUCAAUAUUAAUAAAACAGUCUGUAUGUUCUUCUCAAAAAAAUCCUCAAGCGCACAGCAGGCUGAUGUUUAUAUUGAAGGAGAAAAACUCAUGGUUGUGCCUGAUUUUAAAUACCUUGGUAUCAUUUUAGACUCUAAUUUAACUUAUAAAAAGCAUGUUAAAAAAGGUGGCUAAUACUCAGAUAUAGAUAUAGAUCAGAUAUAGUCUGGCUAACUUUAGACACAUAAGGCCAUAUCUAACAACAGAGGCAGCCAAACUUUUUAUGCACGCCAUGAUCUUUUUCCACAUAUCAUACUGACUCACAAGCUAAGCAAACAUGACAACUCUUAAACCAAUAGAAACCCUUUAUAAACAAACCUUAAAAACACUAGAUCAAAAGCCUAUCAGCUAUUUGACAGUUUUUUACAUUAUCUAGAUGCCUGCCUUGUUUUCAAAAUAUGACAUGGGCUUGCCCCUCCACCACUGGCUGAGUUCAUUCAACAGAAGAGCAGUAGUGGCAGUGCAACUAGGGCAGCCACCAGGGGCAACUAGGGCAGCCACCAGGGGAGACAAUAUAGAUGUAGUAAGUAUGGCAAAACAGUCUUCUCAGGACGGGCCUCAGAUUAUUGGAACUGUCUUCCUAUUGAACUCGGAGAAAGCACCAGCUAUCUACCAUUUAAAACCACACUCAAGAGAUGGAUUAAAAACAAUCAAAACUGCAAUCAUCAGUAUCUGGUUUACCUCAUCCUGGGCACUGCUCUUCUUUGUAUUGUACUUAUUUUUUUAUUUUAUUGUCCCUUUCUCUUUUCUCACUCCUUCCCUCUCUCUC
Alosa alosa (allis shad) is the source of this 2448-nucleotide messenger RNA. Its product is annotated as E3 ubiquitin-protein ligase TRIM35-like. Bases 77 to 1159 code for a protein of 360 amino acids. The transcript is spliced from 6 exons. Gene Ontology annotation, molecular function: protein binding. The record is from RefSeq and is a predicted model, not a curated record. Lineage: Eukaryota; Metazoa; Chordata; Actinopteri; Clupeiformes; Clupeidae.